Messenger RNA from Sphaerulina musiva SO2202, 1159 nucleotides. RefSeq names its product ubiquitin. Lineage: Eukaryota; Fungi; Ascomycota; Dothideomycetes; Mycosphaerellales; Mycosphaerellaceae. The record is from RefSeq and is a predicted model, not a curated record. Gene Ontology annotation, biological process: protein ubiquitination; modification-dependent protein catabolic process. Bases 108 to 1025 code for a protein of 305 amino acids. Gene Ontology annotation, cellular component: cytoplasm; nucleus. The transcript has 4 exons. Gene Ontology annotation, molecular function: protein tag activity; ubiquitin protein ligase binding.
CUUCUCCUGCACAAACACAUCCAACAGCUCCGACACUCCAACUCAGCGACAUCUACGGCUAUCCAUCACCACCGCAACAGAACCAACAGACACACACCGCCGCAGCCAUGCAGAUCUUCGUCAAGACUCUGACUGGCAAGACCAUCACCCUCGAGGUUGAGUCCUCCGACACCAUCGACAACGUGAAGUCGAAGAUUCAGGACAAGGAGGGCAUUCCUCCGGACCAGCAGCGCUUGAUCUUCGCCGGAAAGCAGCUCGAGGACGGUCGCACGCUCUCUGAUUACAACAUCCAGAAGGAGUCUACUCUCCACCUCGUCCUCCGCCUGCGUGGUGGUAUGCAGAUAUUCGUCAAGACUCUCACUGGCAAGACCAUCACCCUUGAGGUGGAGUCCUCUGACACCAUCGACAAUGUCAAGUCGAAGAUUCAGGACAAGGAGGGCAUUCCUCCGGACCAGCAGCGCUUGAUCUUCGCAGGCAAGCAGCUCGAGGACGGCCGCACUCUCUCUGACUACAACAUCCAAAAGGAGUCUACUCUCCACCUCGUCCUCCGCCUGCGUGGUGGUAUGCAAAUAUUUGUCAAGACACUCACAGGAAAGACGAUCACGCUAGAAGUAGAAUCAUCAGACACGAUCGACAACGUGAAGAGCAAAAUCCAGGACAAGGAGGGCAUCCCACCGGACCAGCAGCGUCUGAUUUUCGCUGGCAAGCAGUUGGAGGACGGCCGCACUCUCUCUGACUACAACAUCCAAAAGGAAUCGACGCUCCACCUUGUGCUUCGCCUGCGUGGUGGUAUGCAAAUAUUUGUCAAGACACUCACAGGAAAGACGAUCACGCUAGAAGUAGAAUCAUCAGACACGAUCGACAAUGUGAAGAGCAAAAUCCAGGACAAGGAGGGCAUCCCACCGGACCAGCAGCGUCUGAUUUUCGCUGGCAAGCAGUUGGAGGAUGGCCGUACCUUGUCCGACUACAACAUUCAGAAGGAGAGCACUCUGCACUUGGUGUUGCGUCUGCGUGGUGGACAAUAGAGGAUUGAGAACGAUCUGCUGUAUCGAGGGUUAUCGACAAUAGCGUGGGCAUGAAACUUUUGAGCGAGUAGAGGGUGCCGGCGAGCACAACCUCCCCAUGAAUUCAAUCCAAAUAUUUACUGUUUCACAUCUUG